AUGGACUUGAAGUAUGAUGAAGAAUACAUUCAGGCUAGGAAUGACAGAGUGAAGUUCAAAAAUUUUAAACCUCAGCCAGAGCCCAUGAUGAAUGCUAUAGGUAGGAUGCCAAGCUUGGAAAGCAGUUUACCCCAAGAUACAAAUGAAGCAUAUGAAGAUACAAUUGAAGGAUACUGCAGUGACUAUGAUGAUUCAGAAGGUGAUGUGCACUCUAUUACUAGCAGUCAUGAGGACUUUGAUGUUUUUGAUGAGGGAAGAAGUGAUUGGAAGAAGAAAAAGAAUACCUUUUAUGAUCCUUUGUGCGAUGCUAAAGACUUACAGUUGCGAUUGGGUAUGCAAUUUGAACAUGCUCACCAAUGUCGAGAUGCAAUUGUGAGAUGGGCUAUAUUAAAUGGCCAUAAUAUCAAAACUGUCAGAAGUUGGAAGUGGCAACUUGAAAUGAAAUGUGUAGCUGAGUGCCCCUGGAAUUUGUAUGGGAGCAUCAUACAGGAAGAGCAGAAUUUUGUCAUCAAAAGAUACAAUGGCCAGCAUUUGUGCUCUCGAACCAUGGAGAAUAGACAAGCCACUUGUACUUGGAUAGCAAAAGAGUACAAAGACAGAUUCAGAAGAGAUCCUAACUGGGCACCAAAACAUUUGGAGCUAGAUUUGCUUGAAAAAUUCUGCCUUAAAGUUAGUAAAUGGAAAUGUUACAGAGCUAAGUGGGGAGCUUUAGACAUGUUGAGAGGUUCAGUUUUUGAACAUUAUGCUUGUUUAAGAAGUUAUAAAGCAGAGUUGAUGAGGGUUGACAGAGAAGGAAGAUUCGACUUUCUGGUUGGCGAUAACUUUGCAUUCAAAGGAUUUUUUAUAGGAUUCAGUGGAGUAAUAAAAGGGUUUCGAGAUGGAUGUCGACCGGUGAUUGGAUUUGACGGGUGCUUCUUGAAGACCUUUUUGGGUGGGGCUCUAUUGUGUGCUGUUGCAAAAGAUGGAAACAAUCAAAUGUUUCCAAUCUGUUGGGCAGUAGUGGAAAGUGAAAAUGAGUACUACUGGACAUGGUUUUUGCAGAUAUUAUUUGAGGAAUUAGGAAUUGUGGAUGGCGUUGGAUGGAGUUUCAUGAGCGAUCAACAAAAGGGAUUGAUCAACGCGAUAGCUAAUCUGACUCCACAUGCCGAGCACAGGAAUUGUGCUAGGCAUGUGUAUUGCAAUUGGAAGAAGGAAUUCAAGGGACAGACCUUGAAGAACAUGUUUUGGAGGGUAGCUAGGAGCACAUACGAAGCAGCUGCAAAAAUUAAUUUGGAUGCAAUGAUGGAAGAAAACGGGGCUGCUCAUGCAGACAUCAUUCGCCGGGAUCUAAAAAAAUUUUGUAAGUUAUACAUGAGCACCCGUCCUAAAAGUGACAUGAUUGACAAUAAUGUCUGCGAGACGUUCAAUGGAUAUAUUGUGAAAGCUAGGGCAAUGCAUAUCAUUGAGAUGCUAGAGGAGAUUAGGUGUGCAUUGAUGCGAAGAUUUCACACUAAGUUGACUGCAAUGAGUGGGGUUACAGAUUCAAUUUGCCCUAGGAUUAGACAGCGGCUUGAGGUUAUUAGGUAUACCAGCAGAUUGUGUACUAGUACGCCUUCAAAGGGAGAUAAGUUUCAGGUUGCAAUUGGUGAGGACCAAUUUAUAGUGGACUUGAAUAAUGGGUCAUGUACUUGUAAUCUUUGGCAACUGAGUGGAAUUCCUUGCAUCCAUGCUUGCUCAAGAAUUCAUUGGCUGAAAAAGGAUCCGGCUGAUUAUGUCGACGAAUAUUUCUCAGUGCAGAGAUAUAUUGAGGCAUACAAGUAUGGGAUUGAGCCAAUUAAUGGGAAAAAAAUGUGGCAUGUGGCUGAGGGAAACUCUAUAUUACCCCCUGAGUAUAAGAAGAUGCCAGGGAGGCCGAAACAGAAGCGAAAAGAGGAGCCGAUGAAGAAGCUAGUCAUCAAAAUAAACUUUUAA
This is a messenger RNA of Mercurialis annua (annual mercury), 1950 nucleotides long. RefSeq lists its product as uncharacterized. Bases 1 to 1950 code for a protein of 649 amino acids. The transcript is spliced from 3 exons. NCBI's taxonomy places the organism in Eukaryota, Viridiplantae, Streptophyta, Magnoliopsida, Malpighiales, Euphorbiaceae. The record is from RefSeq and is a predicted model, not a curated record. Gene Ontology annotation, molecular function: zinc ion binding.